AUGACAUACAUUUCUAUUCUCCUCGAGAAUUUAAAAUGGUUAAGUUUCGAAAGUGAUACUGUGGUGUUGGACAAACAAUUAUUUACUCGUUCUUUGGUAAAUAAUCGUGCAUUUGAAGCCAUCAGUCAUUACUUGUUCUCUUGUCUUGAUACACAUCGUACCAACAAAGACUUUCGAGGUUGUUGGCCUGCUCGUGAUGCCUCUUCAAGUCUUAAAUAUCGUCAAGUAGCCUAUAAAUGGCUCAAUGACCUUCGUUUUAAAAGUGAAUUUCUUCUUCAAGUAUCUGUCAGAAAAAGUACUCUUCAAAACUGCCAAGGCCUUGAUAUGGAACGUCUUAUGAUGGCUUUCUCUUCUGCUGUACUUGAACUUGCGUUAAAAACCAAAGAAAAUACAAAUGUUGUUGCUAUUCACACUUUGGACCCCAAAGCUGUUCAAAAGCGUGUGAAUGAAAUCGCUGAUACUUUUUCUGAACUAGAAAAAGAAUAUGCAAAAACGCAUCGAAUCAAGCCCAGCUCUUUACGCGAAAAGACGCCUUCUCAAGGUUCAUCAAGCAAGUCUUCUUCUGGUUUAUUCCAAAGAAAUAACAACACUUCUCAAACAGAUAAAAAGCCUCAUCUUGUUCGUCGUCUCUCUCAAAAGCUGGCUCAAAAGUCUAGCUUUGUUCGUCGUCUUUCUGCUAAAUUGACCACACAAACGACUCAAGAUGAAAAUACGCCUUCUUCCAGCAAGGGAAAGCAACCCAUGACUUCUAUUGUAAAUAAUACAUCAUGUGAAAAUACCAAUCAAAUGGCUUAUCAACCUGUUUGUCCUCCAUUCACAAACAAGUUUACUCUUUGUACCAGCACCAAUCAAACAUCCAAUACAGAUACCAAAUCACAUGUAAAUACUCACUAUCAACAUACUACUUCAACCAAUCAACGCGCUGCAUCUCAAAAAGCUACUUAUGAAAAGAGCAAGUCUACUCAAGACAACAAGCCUUAUUCAUCUGUCUAUAACACUCAAGCAAAGAGCAAGUCUCCUAUUACUUAUGAAGAAAGCAAGUCCCCUAUUACUUAUGAAGAAAGCAAGUCUCCUAUGACUCAAGCAAAAGGCAAGCCUUCUGUUAACUCCACUGAAGCAUACAAGCCUUAUUCACCUGUCUAUAACACUCAAGCAAAGAGCAAGUCUCCUAUUUAUUCCACUGAAGCAUACAAGCCUUAUUCACCUGUCUAUAACACUCAAGCAAAGAGCAAGUCUCCUAUUUAUUCCACUGAAGCAUACAAGCCUUAUUCACCUGCCUAUAAUACCUAUCAAAAGAGCAAGUCUCCUGUCUAUAAUACCUAUUCAAAGAGCAAGUCUCCUAUCAGUUAUCAAAACAUCAAGUCUCCUGUUCAAGACAACAAGUCCUAUUCACCUAUUAUUUAUUAUGCUCAAGACCAACCCAAGUCUCCUGUUGUCUACUCCGCCCAAGCACAGACCUUGUCGCAACGCGCUGAGUCUUAUCAAGAGCAGCCAAUCAUAUCACCCUAUCAUACUUCCAUCAGUCAACAUUCAUCUUCAUAUACGCGUCAUCAAAGUACAUCCAUCACAGACUAUUCUAUCCCCAAGUCUCCUUUCAGCUAUGGUCCUCCUCUUCCUGCUCAGGUCUCAAGAGAAGCCAGUCAAUCGCCCUGCUUUAUUCCUUCAUCUUCAAGCCGUGUUGCGCGUUACUCACCUUAUUCUACUGUGAGACCUAAUCAAGACAAACCUUCUCGUGCCUCUUUGUCACCUUCUUCAUCAAGCUCAUUAUCUGACAAAGCAACCCCACCUCCACCUUCUUCUUUAAACGGCAUCAAGUCUUCUUUACUCUUGACUCAGAAAUUCACGCCUGCUGCUGUUCGCCAACGCGUGCGUGAUAUUCUCUCAAGUCCUGUGAUUGAAACUCAACUCUCUAUUUUACCUCCUAUCACUCAUGAAGAAAACAUGCCUGUCUCUUUACCAAGACUCUCUUGUUUAAUCACUCCUCCUCCUCCUAAGAGGCAAUUGGAAGAUGACGAUGAUGACGAAUUACCCAAUCAACGCAGGCGUAUUCUUUCUCCCUUAGAAACUGAAACUGGUACACCUUAUACCAACAGAUCUGCUUCUUCUGUCUUUAAUGACUUGGAGUCUGUAGCUUCCAUUCGUAAUGAAAGACCACCAUGGCAGCCUAUUCAACAUGAAACUAGGUUAUUUGAUAUUGAUUAUUACACUCCAUUUCGUUAAAUAAAUAACUUUAUUAU
Gilbertella persicaria is the source of this 2237-nucleotide messenger RNA. RefSeq names its product HAUS augmin-like complex subunit 6 N-terminus-domain-containing protein. The record is from RefSeq and is a predicted model, not a curated record. Gene Ontology annotation, biological process: spindle assembly. The transcript has 2 exons. The coding region runs from base 1 to 2220 and encodes 739 amino acids. Lineage: Eukaryota; Fungi; Mucoromycota; Mucoromycetes; Mucorales; Choanephoraceae. Gene Ontology annotation, cellular component: HAUS complex; mitotic spindle microtubule. Gene Ontology annotation, molecular function: microtubule binding.